Molecule: messenger RNA, 411 nt
Organism: Eutrema salsugineum
Lineage: Eukaryota; Viridiplantae; Streptophyta; Magnoliopsida; Brassicales; Brassicaceae
Product: S-protein homolog 16
Source: RefSeq, a predicted model, not a curated record
AUGAAAACUCUCUCAAUCUUUCUAUUUGUUCUUAGCAUUUGCAUGAUUUGCCAUGUCAAUGGUGCAGGAUUCAAGAUCUCGAACGAACUUAAAAUUCAAAAAAAACUUUGCUUUACCUGUUACUCCGGAGACAACAGAAUAGGUCCAAAAAUACUAGAACCCGGACAAAGUUCGAACACAAAUUUCAAGACUAACAUUUGGGGGACAACGCGGUUCAUGUGUACGUUGCACCAAGGGCCUAAUUAUAGACAUCAUCAGAGCUUUACAGCAUUUAAACAGGAAGGUCCUGUAGAUACUGGAAGUGAGUGGGAUUGGAGAGCCAGAGAAAAUGGCAUCUAUUUGAAAGUAUGGGACGGUAAAAGUGCAAAAAGCAAGGUCGAUAUGCAUAAAAAGUACGAUUGGAUAAAUUAG